AUGGUGCGCUCCCCGCUGUCAGCCUGGCUUGCAGAGCACAUCAUCGAACUGCGCUUCCACUACAUCAUCCCUCUUGGCUAUCCACUCCGGACAGCUCUCGUUCGUUUCCUCCCUGCCUGCCGUCACAUCCGGCAUGAUUUCCACGACAAACCCACCUGCAUGUUGCUAUCGCACAACGCAGCUCUGAAGAGCUCACUGUGGAGCAUCACCUCUUUGACACUCAUCAAUUGCAACUUUCCAUCAUUCCGAAUCGUGCUCCGUGUACUAGGGGAUAUCACCUACCUGGAAAAAGUUGCUUUCUGGAAGAUCAAGUGGUCAAAUGACCAGCUCACAACAGCUGAUACUGUGAGUGACGUCUGCACGGGAGCCUUCAGCCAUAUCCGCUCAGUUGAAAUGGAUUUCUGCACGAACAACAUGGCAGUGCCGGCUUGGAUCCUAGCCGCCGCAAGUACGCAACACUCGUUCACCAGACGUCGGACGCCUGAGCCGACAGCCCCUGCACAAACGUGGGCCAUCAUCAAGCUCUUCCAGAGAUUCUUGGGUGACAGCAUGUACAAUUCGUGGUUUGAUGUCAAGGAGGCAACUGCAGGAUCGGACACCGCAUACAUCUCAGUCCAGGUGGUCAAGUCUGCACCUGCCGCUAACAACAAUCAGGCCUGGUCUGUCCGCCAGAUCGUCCUUGCUUACGGACCCCACAAAAAUUCUCACGCGUAUUUUUACUCUCGCGAUUGGUCCAUGAUCGCCUCUCUUCUACUCGCGUUCUCACAACUACAACAGUUCCAGGUCCUCUGCGGGAGAAAUUGCUCGGAAAAGGACUUCCGCCUGCUCUCUGACAAGAUUGCGGGGGCAGUCAACAACGGUGUGCGUCUGCUCGUCACACCUCAACAGGCGUGCUCAAUUCUACAUGGAUAG
Messenger RNA from Phanerochaete carnosa HHB-10118-sp, 912 nucleotides. RefSeq lists its product as uncharacterized. The record is from RefSeq and is a predicted model, not a curated record. The transcript is spliced from 2 exons. The coding region runs from base 1 to 912 and encodes 303 amino acids. NCBI's taxonomy places the organism in Eukaryota, Fungi, Basidiomycota, Agaricomycetes, Polyporales, Phanerochaetaceae.